Molecule: messenger RNA, 4281 nt
Organism: Oncorhynchus nerka (sockeye salmon)
Lineage: Eukaryota; Metazoa; Chordata; Actinopteri; Salmoniformes; Salmonidae
Product: potassium voltage-gated channel subfamily A member 1-like
Exons: 1
Coding region: 180-1877 (565 amino acids)
Biological process (GO): protein homooligomerization; potassium ion transmembrane transport
Cellular component (GO): membrane; voltage-gated potassium channel complex; intercalated disc
Molecular function (GO): protein binding; delayed rectifier potassium channel activity
Source: RefSeq, a predicted model, not a curated record
ACACACAUACAGUAUUGUUUUAUCGGCGGAGGGCGCGUUGGAUUUGAUCCAGCUUUAACUGCUUGCUGCUUGUCAGUUCAGCUGUCGGGGUGAAACCGUUGGAGGGGUUAUUGUUGUUGGUUCAACUCUACAAGUAUUUUCCGUGUUUAUAUUUAUAAAGCCUGUUUAAUGGAUACGGUAUGGAGAUCGCGCUGGUGAGUUUUGAGAACGGCGGAGCGAAAGGAAGCGCUGGCAAUGCCGGAGAUGUAGCCUGCCGUAACGCGCUGGAUCACCCUCAACCUCCGCCGUUUGUCCAGAGUGGACUCCGCGAGCUGGGCUACAGCGGUCACAAAGAGAUUAAUACAAUCGGGAGUCCCAAACCGAGGACGUGGAAAAUCAACGACGUGAAUAACACUUUGAGUUGCAACGAGAACGUGAUGGAUGCGCUCUGGCGCGCAGACCACAGUCCCCAUCUGUUGGAAGAUGACAUGUUGGAUAUUGAGCGCAGAGACGUGGACAACAACGAGAGGGUGCUGAUUAACAUCGCUGGGUUAAAGUACGAGACGCAGCUCGGGACACUCAACCAGUUCCCCGAUACGUUACUGGGGGACCCUUAUAAGAGGAUCAAAUACUUCGACCCGCUUCGGAACGAGUACUUUUUCGACCGUAACCGGCCAAGUUUCGACGGGAUCUUAUAUUUCUAUCAGUCGGGAGGUAAGAUCAGACGACCUGUCAAUGUGUCUAUCGACGUGUUCGCCGAUGAGAUUCGGUUUUACCGACUAGGGGAAGAGGCCAUGGAAAGGUUUAGAGAAGACGAGGGAUUUAUUAAAGAGGAAGAGAAACCGCUACCGCAGAAUGAGUUUCAGAAACAAGUCUGGCUCAUAUUCGAAUACCCGGAGAGUUCCAGCCCGGCGCGAGGCAUCGCUAUAGUCUCAGUGCUAGUCAUCACCAUAUCCAUUAUCACAUUCUGCAUGGAGACACUACCGGAGUUCAGGGACGAGAGGGAGCUACCGGUCCCCUUUCGGCCUGGUAACAACACCGUUCCGGGUCCCUCUCUCACAUUCACAGACCCUUUCUUCAUAGUGGAAACCACUUGCGUGAUAUGGUUCACUUUUGAAUUCAUAGUGCGUUUCUUCGCCUGCCCCAGCAAGUCGGAGUUCUCCAAGACCGUCAUGAACAUCAUAGACAUCAUGUCUAUCCUGCCUUACUUCAUCACGGUGGGCACAGAGCUGGCGGAGCAGCAGGUGGAGGAACCGCCGCAGGAGCAUGGCAACGGACAGACCAUGUCUCUGGCCAUCCUCAGGGUCAUCCGGCUGGUCAGGGUGUUCAGGAUCUUCAAGCUGUCCAGACACUCCAAGGGGCUUCAGAUAUUAGGACAAACCCUCAAAGCCAGUAUGAGAGAGUUGGGGCUGCUCAUUUUCUUCCUCUUCAUCGGAGUCAUCCUCUUCUCCAGCGCUGUGUUCUUCGCCGAAGCGGACGAGCCCGAAUCGCAUUUCUCCAGCAUCCCCGACGCCUUCUGGUGGGCCGUGGUCACCAUGACGACGGUGGGCUACGGGGACAUGAGGCCGGUGACAGUGGGGGGGAAGAUCGUGGGCUCGCUCUGCGCCAUCGCCGGAGUGCUGACCAUCGCGCUGCCGGUGCCUGUCAUCGUGUCCAACUUUAACUAUUUCUACCACCGGGAGACGGACCAGGACCAGUCUUCUCUGAAAGACGACCCGCCCAACAGCAGUCAGGACAGUCCUCAGUUAAAGAGGAAGGACAGUAAGGGAUCUGCCAAGUCGGGAGACGAGGAGGACGGAACAGGAGCGGAGAAGGAGAAUAUCAAGGCGAACAGCAGCAUGAACAUCAAACGAUCCCUUUACGCGUUCUGUCUGAACAAGACGGAGUCGGACCUGUAGUCCCCACAGACAGACAGACAGACAGACAGACAGUAGUCCCCACAGACAGACAGACAGACAGACAGACAGACAGACAGACAGUAGUCCCCACAGACAGACAGACAGACAGACAGACAGACAGACAGACAGACAGACAGACAGACAGACAGACAGACAGACAGUAGUCCCCACAGACAGACAGACAGACAGACAGUCCCCACAGACAGACAGACAGACAGACAGUAGUCCCCACAGACAGACAGACAGACAGACAGUAGUCCCCACAGACAGACAGACAGACAGACCGUAGUCCCCACAGACAGACAGACAGUAGUCCCCACAGACAGACAGACAGACAGACAGUAGUCCCCACAGACACAGACAGACAGUAGUCCCCACAGACAGACAGACAGACAGUAGUCCCCACAGACAGACAGACAGACAGUAGUCCCCACAGACACAGACAGACAGACAGACAGACAGACAGACAGACAGACAGACAGUAGUCCCCACAGACAGACAGACAGUCUGAAUUCUCUUUUUAUUAGAAUGACUAAUUGAAUAGAGAGCAGUGUGUUUUGCUACGGUGAUUUUCAAGCCUCUAUCAGUGAGUUGAUGUAUAAAAUCCCUCCUGGUAUUAAUGGAUUUGAAGCCUAAACGAAAGCAGAGACUUGAGUCCUAAAUGACACCCUAUUCCCUACACAGUGCACUACUUCUCGGUCCUAUGGGUCCUGGUCUAAAGUAGUGCCCUAUAUAGGGAAUAGGGUGCAUGGCCCUGGUCUAAAGUAGUGUACUAUAUAGGGAAUAGGGUGCAUGGGCCCUGGUCUAAAGUAGUGCACUACAUAGGGAAUAGGGUGCAUGGGCCCUGGUCUAAAGUAGUGUACUAUAUAGGGAAUAGGGUGCAUGUGUCCUGGUCUAAAGUAGUGCACUAUAUAGGGAAUAGGGUGCAUGUGUCCUGGUCUAAUGUAGUGCACUAUAUAGGGAAUAGGGUGCAUGGGCCCUGGUCUAAAGUAGUGCACUAUAUAGGGAAUAGGGUGCAUGGGCUCUGGUCUAAUGUAGUGCACUAUAUAGGGAAUAGGGUGCAUGUGUCCUGGUCUAAAGUAGUGCACUAUAUAGGGAAUAGGGUGCAUGUGUCCUGGUCUAAUGUAGUGCACUAUAUAGGGAAUAGGGUGCAUGUGUCCUGGUCUAAUGUAGUGCACUAUAUAGGGAAUAGGGUGCAUGUGUCCUGGUCUAAUGUAGUGCACUAUAUAGGGAAUAGGGUGCAAGUUUCUGCUGUUGCAGUCCAAGGAUCAACACAUUACAAUCCUGAAAAGUUUUAGAGAAAUGAGAGUUGAUUUAUAAAAAGCCCUUUAUAAUCUUCUUGAUCUGGUAACACAACACACACACACACACAGAGACACACACACACACACACAGAGACACACACACACACACACACACAGAGACACACACACACACACACACAGAGACACACACACACACACACACACACAGAGACACACACACACACACAGAGACACACACACACACACACAGAGACACACACACACACACACACAUAUUGGUUCUCCACAUUAACAUAAAAUACACACACAACCCCAGAUAGCCUGGGUCCCCACAUUAACAUAAAAUACACACAACCCUAGAUAGCCUGGGUCCCUACAUUAACAUAAAAUACACACAACCCCAGAUAGCCUGGGUCUCCACAUUAACAUAAAAUACACACAACCCCAGAUAGCCUGGGUUCCUACAUUAACAUAAAAUACACACAACCCCAGAUAGCCUGGGUCUCCACAUUAACAUAAAAUACACACAACCCCAGAUAGCCUGGGUCUCCACAUUAACAUAAAAUACACACAACCCCAGAUAGCCUGGGUCCCUACAUUAACAUAAAAUUCACACAACCCUAGAUAGCCUGGGUCCUUACAUUAACAUAAAAUACACACAACCCUAGAUAGCCUGGGUCCCUACAUUAACAUAAAAUACACACAACCCUAGAUAGCCUGGGUCCCCACAUUAACAUAAAAUACACACAACCCUAGAAAGCCUGGGUCCCUACAUUAACAUAAAAUACACACAACCCUAGAUAGCCUGGGUCCCCACAUUAACAUAAAAUACACACAACCCUAGAUUGCCUGGGUCCCCACAUUAACAUAAAAUACACACAACCCCAGAUAGCCUGGGUCCCCACAUUAACAUAAUACACACACAACCCCAGAUAGCCUGGGUCCCUACAUUAACAUAAAAUACACACACAACCCCAGAUAGCCAUAGCCCAGAUGUCCCUAAUACUCCUAGUGUGUUGGGUUAUCUAACGCUAUAGCCUGGGUACCUAAUACUCCUAGUGUGGUGGGUUAUCUAACGCUAUAGCCUGGGUCCCUAACACUCCUAGUGUGGUGGGUUAUCUAACGCUAUAGCCUGGGUC